AUGAGCAGCGACUCGGAGGACGCCGUUGGCCCAGAGUCGAAGGGGAAGUCGUCUCCGAGAGGAAAGAAGCCCUCGGGCGCGGCAGGCGGCGGCGGCGGCGGCACUCAGCGGAAGGGCGCCGCUGCUGCGAAGGCUAGGCCGCAGGAGGUGGUCGACAUCGAUAGCGAGGACAACGGUGGCAGUGGGGGUGGUGUUGAAGACGAGGGUGAUGGGUCUGAAUACGAGGAGAGCCUGGGAAGCGUCGCCAAGAAAAAGAGCGGGGGCGGAAAGGGCAAGAGCCACAGCGACAGCGCGAAAGGCGGCGGCCGCGCGAAAGGCGGCGGCGGCGGCGGCACCAAGGGGAAAGGGACGAAGAAACCCACCGCUGCCGCUGCCGCUGCCGCUGCCGCUGCACCGGCUUCGGGCCGCAAGAAGCGCGCUAGCUCACGCCCCCCGCCUUCGUACGGCGGGGACAGCAGCAGCGGUAGCGACGACGAGGACUUGGGCGGCGACGACGACUCCGAAACAGCAGCAGCAACAACGCCGUCUUCGUCAUCGAAACCCAAAAAGAAGUCCCCCGCAGCGGGGGCGGGGGCGGGGGCGGGGGCGGCGGCAGCGGAGGAAGAAAACGGUAAACAGCCGGGGGGGGGGGCACGCGGCAAGGGAAAAGGGAAGGCCAAGGCGACGGGGGGGGGCGUCUUGUCUUCCGCGAAGCCGGCCAAGCUUGCCGACGACGUGGAGGUCGUCCUCCGGAGAUUGCGAAAGCUUAGGGGGCAGAUGGGGCGUGGCGGGGGGGGCUCCGCCGAUGGUGACGCCGACCGAAAGAAGCAGCCUACCCUGCUGGAGCUCGGUCUCAGCGGUGACGUCACGGAGGUGCGAGAGAUGGGUGCCGCGGGCGUGAUGGACGAGAUCGAGCGCAUCGCGGUGGAGACGGCCCUGAGCAUCAUGGAAGGGAACGGCUUCGGCUUCCGAGUGCCCACGAGAAGCAGCGGGAACCAGAAGUACGUCGAGGAGCUCGACAGGAUCGUCCUCGGGGAUAAGGUCUCGAGCAGGAACUUCGUGUCCACUGCCAUGGCGAGGAAAACCGCCAUUACCACAAGAGUCGUGCAGCUCGUGCACCAGGUCCUGGGCAAGGGCAUCCACAUCACGAAGCGAGACAUGUUCUACACGGACGUGAAGCUGUUCAAGGAGCAGUCCGAGAGCGACAACGUUCUCGAUGACGUGGCUUGCAUGGUCGGCUGCACCCGGUCGUGCCUCAACGUGGUCGCCUCCGACAAGGGGCUCGUCGUGGGACGGGUCACGUUCAUGGAAGACGGCGACCUGAUCGAUUGCACUCGAAUGGGUGUCGGCGGGAAGGCUAUCCCUCCCUACAUCGACAAGAUCACCAACAUCAGGAGCGAUGCAGACUUUAUCCUCUUAGUGGAGAAGGAGGCCGCCUACAUGCGAAUGGCGGAGGACAGGUUCUACCAGAAGUACCCGUGCAUCGUCAUCACGGCCAAGGGCCAGCCGGACGUGGCGACCCGUCUGUUCCUGAAGCGGCUGAAGCGAGAGCUGAACAUCCCCGUCAUGGGUCUCGUCGAUAGUGAUCCUUACGGCCUCAAGAUCCUCUCCGUGUACAUGAGCGGUUCCAAGAAUAUGUCUUAUGACAGCGCAAGUUUGACCACUCCCGACAUCAAGUGGCUGGGGGUACGCCCUUCCGACUUGGACAGGUACAACAUUCCGGAGCAGUGCCGGCUGGACAUGACGGAGCAUGACAUCAAGACCGGAAAGGAGCUGCUACAGGAGGACUUCAUCAAGAAAAACGAGCCGUGGUGCCGAGAGCUGGAGCUGAUGAUCAAGUCAAAGAAAAAGGCGGAGAUCCAGUCCCUCUCGGCCUUCGGGUUCCAGUACCUCACUCAAAACUACCUGCCUCAGAAGCUGCAGAACGGAGAUUGGGUGUAA
Messenger RNA from Ectocarpus siliculosus, 1920 nucleotides. The record is from the annotation of a GenBank genome assembly. NCBI's taxonomy places the organism in Eukaryota, Phaeophyceae, Ectocarpales, Ectocarpaceae.